Messenger RNA from Stegodyphus dumicola, 697 nucleotides. Its product is annotated as GATA zinc finger domain-containing protein 1 pseudogene. The record is from RefSeq and is a predicted model, not a curated record. NCBI's taxonomy places the organism in Eukaryota, Metazoa, Arthropoda, Arachnida, Araneae, Eresidae.
AGUAAUUCGAGCAUAAAAUGGAGAAAGCGAAAAUGGAGAGUGGUAGCGUUUCGCUGUCUGAUGAACGAAAAGUUGUUCACUCAAAACGAUUAAACACUAAAAAUGUUAACAAAACCCCUGCUAAAAGUCGUAGAGUAAUAUUUAAAAAGAAUCGUCCGAUAAAAUCUCUUCGUGCUAUAUCAAAGCCCAUUAAUUCGGAGAGGUUAUAUUAUAAGGGUAGUUACUUUACCAGAGGCGAUGUUGUUUCCUUAGUCGAUGCGUCUGGGCGAGUCUAUUAUGCUCAGCUUAGAGGCUUUCUUCAAGAUCAGUUUUGUGAGAAGAGUGCUGUUAUUACAUGGCUUCUUCCAACCCAAGGUAGUCCAAAGGACCGCUUUGAUCCUGCAACGUAUAUUCUUGGGCCAGAAGAAGAUAUACCGCGAAACUUGGAUUGUAUUGAGUUUGUGUGUCAUGCUCCAAGUGAGUAUUUUAAAGCGAAGAGGUCACCGUAUCCUGAACUUCCUUCAAAACCAGAAAUAGGAGUUAUGUGGACAAAAUCGGGACCCAAAAUUAUACCUCUCCCAUUGACGGAAUUGUCAGAUAGUGAUUAGUUGUGUUAAUGCUGUAAUUAUUCCAUAUAUACUUUGAUUUUGUUAUAAAAGUUACACAACCACUUUAUUGAAAUGCUUUUAUCUAAUUAAAAUAUUUUUUGAUGCAUUUA